AUGAAAGAAAUUAAAGAAAGUAUAAUAUUAAACGAAUUAAAAAAAUAUGUUGAAUUGCUGGACGAGCAUUAUUUAACAUUAGAGAAUAAAAAAGCCGAGGGCGAAGACGAUAACAAAUUAUUAUUAAAAGUUAUAAAGAAUGUUAAAAAAUUGAUAGUUAGGAAGUCCAACCAGUUAACAAGUUUAAAAGAGGAGGAAAGCCAUGAUGUAGCCGAGUUUAAAAAGUUG
Messenger RNA from Racocetra persica, 228 nucleotides. NCBI's taxonomy places the organism in Eukaryota, Fungi, Glomeromycota, Glomeromycetes, Diversisporales, Gigasporaceae. The record is from the annotation of a GenBank genome assembly.